AUGGAUCAAAUACCAGCAAGUAGUGGUACUGAUGCUGAUGGUGGACCAACGGCGAUGACAAUAAAGCGUUUUAUGGGACGUACCCCAGGUGUUAUAAAGUCCAAAUUUUUAUCUGUUUUAGGAAAUAGCACGGACAUUAUUAGUGGCAUAUCAAAUAAGAUUGAUGCAGCUUUGAGUCUUUCUACGUCGUCGGAAGACACGGAAACUACCGCAAAUAGAAAUCAGGCAAAGGUUCAAGCGAAAUUGGAUGCUUCCAAGGAAAAUUGUCGACAAAAUACGAAAGAUGCUGAUACCCUCGACUUUGACACAGUUGACUUCGAUUAUCGCAAGGUAAAAGAACGUCGUGCCAUGGAAGAAGUGCAAUGCGGUCGUUAUCGACAACCAACCUUCGUGGCAAGCAAAUCCUCAAUGAUGGCACAAGCAGCUGCCGAGCCAUGUGACUUAUUGGUGCUAGAAAAGCAGGCACACGAAAGUAGCAAACAUAGUUCAACGGAGACCGAAUACACCAAUUCCAUUGAUUCGCCAUCUCCACGUCCCGACAUCGAUUUGGAAUUUCUCGAACAAGUCAAUGUAGUGCGGAUGGCCAUCGAAGGCAAAAAUGUAGAAGAUAUCGACAAUAAAGGAGAUGCAAAAGGACAAAAUGUGGAACCUUCGCAAUCCGUUGAUCGACUAGCCGUCCCAAGCAGCAGCGCGUCCACGAGCGACAACGAUCCGUGCAUCGCUGAUGUGAGUUUUGAAUCUGCAGACAUAAAAAAUUGGAUAAGAUCCGAGUCAUAUACUUCUGUACCGUCAUGGGCUUCGUCCAUUAGCUUGGAUAGUCAGAGUGAAGAGGCAGCUUUGGAAUUUAUGAGGAGUUUCGUAACGACCCUGUUUACGGAUUGCGGUUCCAUGACGAUGGAAAUGAAGUCUGAUUUUGGACAAUAUGCACGAACAGAAACCGGUCGAUUAUGGUUCUCGCGCUUGCUGAAUGUCCAACGUGUCAAGUCCAAAAAAGUUGAUGAACUCACAUUUUACGCCCUCAUCCAGUAUUUUGCCAUCAUUCUCUUCGAAUGUGUCGAGAGUGAUGACUUCUCGCCGGCGAAAAAUCUGAUGAACAUGUGUUUCACGUUCUACCACGAAGUGGAGGUGCCUGGUUGCGAGCCAUAUCCCGAGUAUUUGUACACGUACUUGAAGGACCAGCCGAUUUGGCAUUCGCUGCGCUUCUGGAAUGCCGCAUUUUUCGACGCCUUACAGUCGCAACGGGCACACCGUCCCGUGCCGCCAACCGUGAAAGCAACCGAUGUCACCAAAGAUCCCGUAUCGGGAUCAAAAAGUGAGAGUUUGCCGCAGAGCGAGAACGAUCCGCAUUCCGCAGCGUCAUCCAUCAUCAACGAGAUGGAGCUGGAGGACGACAAGCAGUUUCAGCAGAACAUUACGUUCGGUCAGCUGGGGACUUUUACCUGCAACAUGCACGCAUUCGGGCUAAGUCGCGACCUGACGAACGAAUUUCUCCGGAAACAAUGCACAAUUGCGAAUUUGACGAAGGAACAAGUGAAAUUGUUGCAAGACAAUGUCAAUCGAAUGUAUCGCGAAACGGACCCGUGGCGACAAUAGAUGACUUUAGAUUAACUCAGGCCUCGUUUCUACCCAGUUUUGUACUUUUUGAACGUCGUAAAGCAUUUUCCAUCGCUUUUGCUCGUCUCUUUGGCGAGAAUUUCGAUUUUCUCAAGUAAUUGCUUGCAAUCUUGCACCUUUUCCAUCUUCUAAUUCCAAACUGUUUUUCUUAACGCACAUAAAUUUGAAAAAAAGAGUGAUGAAAGGCGCAUUUACGGAUUUUUUUGACUGAAAAAAUUGACAGACACGAAUUGCUUGCAAUAGUAACGCAUUUGUUCUUUAAAAAAACGCUUUAAAAUUAAAAAUUCUUGUGAUCUCUAUCGUUAAGAUUCCCUUUUUCAAAAAAAUUAUCGCAAAAAAAUUUUGAAUUAAGCAAAAUUGUUUUCAAAUUGUUGAAUUAAUAAAUUUAAUAGU
Culicoides brevitarsis is the source of this 2007-nucleotide messenger RNA. RefSeq lists its product as uncharacterized. NCBI's taxonomy places the organism in Eukaryota, Metazoa, Arthropoda, Insecta, Diptera, Ceratopogonidae. The transcript has 4 exons. The coding region runs from base 1 to 1593 and encodes 530 amino acids. The record is from RefSeq and is a predicted model, not a curated record.